Nylanderia fulva is the source of this 5287-nucleotide messenger RNA. Lineage: Eukaryota; Metazoa; Arthropoda; Insecta; Hymenoptera; Formicidae. The record is from RefSeq and is a predicted model, not a curated record.
UGCAGCCGAUGUGUGGGGCUCCCUCCAGGUCUGGCCUGUCAGUUCUUCAUGAAGUGUUGCGCCGUACCCGUGCAUGAUCCCUGACCGAGCAUGACCCUGACGAAGUUUGCGAAAUCUCAACGUUAAACGUUCACUUGGAGGCUACGAAAAAGACUUUCUUCCCCUAGUGAGCUUUUCUAUGGAGAUGGGUGCAACAGAGAUGACUUUGGAGUGUACGAAGCGUGAAAAAGAAGAGAGAACUGCAGGUUUAAUGUUUGUUUCCUGAUCAAGUGCUACGGAAUCGGAAAUGAUCGGUGUCAUGGAUCGCAACCGAUUAUAUUAAUUAAAUGCCAAGCAAAUUGUGUGAAUAUAUCUAAUGAUUGGGAAAAUUGUUUCAGUUGUUUUCUUACACCAAUCGUAUGUUAUGCAGAAAAUGUACUUGAAGAAAUCUUGAAGCAAUCAUCGAUCGUCUCGAUGAAUGAAUCACAUUCUCGAAUAUUGCUCAUCGACAAUUGAGACUGAAUCAAAUAUAUAAUCUCUUUACAUUGAAAUUUUUCAUGUAAUCAUUGGAUAUUGAAAUCCUGAAUUUUUAAGUAUGAAAAUGCUUAGUGAUUGAAGAUUAUAAGAUAGAGAUAGAGACGAAUAUUAAUAUUAAUAUUUUACGUACAAUUCAAGAGAAGAGAAAAAAGAAGAAGUAAAAAUGAGAAUUGGCAAUUUUUUAGAAGCAAUGAAAAAGUACUCAUUUAUUUCAGUGUUGAAAUAAUGAAUGAAAAAUGUGGUUUGUUGCAAACUUCUUCUCUUUCGAGAUCUUAAUUUAAAAGAUUUCAAACAAAUUAUAGAAAAAAAAACUCAACACUAAUGCAAGCAAUAUUAACAGCAAAGCACUGAAGGUAUUCGCGGCAUCCAGCUGAACGUUCCUAUAGAAAAUAUCAUCAUGGCAGUCGAUAACCCGUCGUACUUCUCGCUGUCCGGCGGGGCACCGUCGUCGACGAAGCCGACGACGACGACGUUGACGUCCCCGUUGAGGUCGCCCAGAGGUCACGGCGGCGGCUUCUCCGCCUUGUUUCGACGGAGAGCCUGCGGCAAGAUGGGCGCGGCUUCCUCCCAGAGUGGCAUCUCCGAAUCCACGUCCAGCGUGCACCACGAGAGCCGCAGCAACGUCUCGGGGACGUCGACGCCGGAAGAACGAGUCCCGAUGCUGUCGCGAAAUGGCGCGGUCCAGCCGUCCGGCAAGAGGAGAAGCUUCCGGAAUCUCUUCAGGUCCGUGAGUGCGAACGCGGACCACCAAAAGUUCCUCAAGGGCGACCCGAGACCGUCCGAUGUCGCGCCACCUUCGCCCUAUUUGCCUCAUAGAUCGCAUUCGCAUUCCGAGAGAGAUCGAUAUCGUCCUGGUCGAGGCAGAAGAGUCCUGAAAUCCGCUAGCGAACUUCUGUCAAACGAUAUGGUUUACUGUGGUCUAACAGGGGGCAAUUCCAAGAAUCAUAAUGGCAGCGAUGACAAUAGCAAUGACGAUGACGAUACCGUAGAGAUCUUCCUGGACGAUGCCAGGUAUUACAAUAUUUCCUCCACUUUUCCUACGAGUGGCUCGACCGCUUGCCGAAGAAGACAUUCGAUCGGCACUUUUCUCGAAAAAGAAGCAAGCAUAUGUAGUAACACGACUCCUGGACGACAAACGGGAGAAUGUAGGAAUUUAUUAGAAGUGGACGCAAUGGCAGCUCCGACAUCGGUCGACCAAAUUGAUGCUCCUUCGUGUAACGAAGACAGACAAACGUCUUGCAACAGGAAUAGACGGAGAAGACACAAGAGCUCGUUUAAUAAAGGGUCGCAUUCAACAAUCUUAUCGAGAGACGGACACGCAGAAGACGAUGUCCUCUUUGUCUCUAGCAAGGACAGCGAAGCUUCCAACUUGUGGGUUAAUUAUUUAACUGCAUGUUUCGAGCAAAUCAGUCGUCAACAAGGGCGAGCCCCGUUCAAAGUACGUCAUAUGGCGAUCGAGGAACCGAUAGCUCCAAAAAUGGAAGAGAAGAUUCAAUCGUCUCGUCUUCAGAUCGUCAUCGUGUGUCCGAUAUUACUGGAACGUAUCCGGACCAGUCCGGAAAAUGCCGUCCAUCUGACCAGUCAUCUGGUCGCCGAGAAAGUGUUGGCGAUGAUGUUAGGAGUCCAAGAUAAUCACAUCAACGACACUCAUAGAUCUAGCCUGAUCGCCUACGAUCAGUGGAGGAAAUUUUUCGUUAAAGAUCAGGACGAGACCUUCGUAAGUGAGUUACUGGGCGCGGCGGUCGCAAUUUUGGGCACUAUGCCACCACCAGCCCUUAGAAACGACAAAACUGCAUUUUCCGUGCAUCCCAAAAAGGUCAAACUAGGGCAGAACAAGCUAAUCGUUUUGUUAAAUGAUCCAUUGAAUUCCGAGGAUAACGUCUCAGUGGUCGUUGAUCGCUGCGGUGACGCUAUCAAUAUAAGUAAUGUAAAACGAAGAAAUCCUUAUGCGCUACAAUUUUCAAUACCGGAGAGAUGUCUCGAAGUGUCCAUGUUAGUCGGCGUGAGGAUAUCUAAAAACGGAUGUUCGCUCGGAGUUAGACAAGUCAAGUGUGAAAGCAGACUCAGAGAAUUAGAUCAGAUCCUCAGGGCGCACGAUAAUCCUCUCGAAUUUAUGUGCCAGACUUUUGGCUUCGGCGCUACCGAUCGCGAACAGUUGGACAAUUGGAUGGUCCACGCGUUUCAGAAAAACAUCCCGCCCAACUUUAAUCUUCUAUCCACUCCGAAUGGUAUGAUACCUUCUCACAAAAAUUAUACAAGUCCGGAGGAAAAUCCGACAUUGUUACAUUUCGCCGCGCGAUUUGGUCUGGAAAAACUGGCCUGGCAAUUACUGGAGUGUCCGGGUGGCGAUCUGGCCUGCGACUUGAAGAAUGUCUCCGAAUUAACACCGACCGACCUCGCCGAGCAAGCCGGACACGCGAGACUGGCUCAUCAACUACGGGGUUACAUGCAAAUGAACGAGUUCACCAACAUGUAUAGCUAUCUCAAAGUCAUAAGCCAGACCAACAACCGAUCGACAGGAACGAAUUCAAGCACGGACGUCUCGUCAGCGAAUGAAACCGGCAGCGAAAAGGAAGAUUAUUGUCGACCGAGACCUUUGAGCGAAGCUUACUUGGUACCACCGAUCGCGAGACCAGUUACGACUCUAAUCUCGACUCUACAAACGACGACGGUUCCUAGUACGUCCACGAACAACACUUUAGCAGCGAAUUAUUCGAUCGUGCCGACACCUACGCCAGUAAUAUUGCCGUCCACACCAACGACCACUGCCAUAUCGAACGGACUGGAUUCUCUAUCUUUUCAAGGUUACAUAAAAAUGCAGCCCGCUGGUACUUCAAAGAUACUUAGCACAAACACAACUAAUUCACCACAAUCCCGAACCAGUACACCUAUACAAGGCGUUCGUCAAGAAUGUCAUCAAAAUUCGCCAGGAGUACGAGACGAAAAUUGCGUUCAAAAGAUAUGUCAGAAUUUUCUCUACAACAGAACGUCGUCUAACGGCAGCACCAAGUCUAGAGAGCCAUCGGGUCCUCAAGACGAACUCUUGGAGAUUAUAAACGAUUUCAAAAAUAAUGUCUUUACGAUAUCCGAAGUAGAGAGACUAGUUGAAAACUGGCAGAAGCGAAACGAUGUGCAACAAAGUUUUAAAGAUAAGCAACGACAGCUUACUGCGAUGAGGGAGGAAUACGACAGGAUACAAAGAAAAUUGAAAGAAGAAAUGAAGACCCCGACGCCCUUCGAGAAGAUACGAAAAUUCUUCUCCAAAGGAAAGAAAGAUACGAAGGAAUCUGUUAGUACAGUCGCUGAUUCGUCUUCGAAAUCUGAAAGUGUUAACGGUGGAUUAGCUGAUCGCAGACCUGUCAGCAGUUUAAGUCUUCGUAGUGUUUCCAGUUCGUCCUCAUCUGGCAGAAUGAGCACUGUCAGUGGCUGCAGUGGCACUAGUUUGGGCGAUAGUGGAACCCAUUCGGAUUCCGACGAUAGAAGACUUCAAAAUAUCAGAGACGAGAAGACUGGCAUGACAUCCUACGAAAUACCACCUGCGCCCAAGCCGUUCGCAGGCAGGUAUUCACCAGCAUCUGGGUAUUCCCCAUCACCGACCGUCUCUAUCGCGCGUGAUCUCGACCUCCGACAAGCGCAGUCACCAUCCAGAGCUGGUGAUAAUGAGUAUUACAUCGCGUUUCCACCGUCAGGUUUACCCGUUCAUGCGUUUAAAGCGGACGGUUCUCCGAGAGAACCGGAUACACCGAGUUCGCCGUGCGAACAUUCGAGAUAUCUCGACUUUAUUCCGAACGUCUCGUCGGACAAAAAUCCGGAAGAGAUCGCAGCGGCGAAGCACACCGGUAACAACAGUUAUACGAAUAUCGAGCCGUCGACGUCGAAUUUUCCACCGCCAGUUGCACCGCCGGGAAUGUGCAUUCCAGAUUGCAACGAAACCGUAGCCGCGGAUUCUGUUCGCGUAGAUUGCGAGAUUGCAAUGAAGGAAUAUCACGGCGACGAGAGCGUCGAGGCGUCAUGUUCCGAAAUAACGAAGGUGAAACCGUCCAUCGACGAGGUUGAUUCUGCGCUCACUGUGCGCGGUCAAGAGACAGUCGGGAUGAAACACGACGAGGGACACGUACCGGCGGACUCGACCAACAUUUCGAAAAAUACGAACGAGGCCACUGAGACCAAAGUGCCGGAUUACAUGAACCUUGCUGUUAAUAUGAGUCACGAGGCUGCCAAGGUUCUCGGCGCCAUACCAAAGAAAUUGUCUGCGCCACCCGUGCCACCGAGAGGUACAACUAAGAAGUAGAAAACAGAAAUUGAAACAUGUGCAAAAAUACUCAUUAACAUGUUUUUAUACAAAUUAAUACAUUGAUUCUUUUAUAUUUUAAAUCAAUGACUGAACUAUUAUAAUAGAUAAAAUAAUUAAGUGUUAGCCAUUUACUAUAUAUCAUGUAUCGUGAUGUGCUCGAUAAUUAUGUAUAAUAAUUAUGACGUUAUACAUCUAUCUACGGAGGAAGAUUGUUAAGUGUAAGGCAGUGGUUAUUACUCAUAAUUAUUUUUAUAUAUGCACAGUAAAAAUAUUCAAUUUGCGAAAAUAUUCAAUUUGUAAAAAUACUCAAAGAUAUUCGUGAAUUUUCUCACUCAUACCAUAUUAUUCGUACAAAAUUAAAGCGUCAAUUUGAUUAGUCUACGUGCAAAUUAAGAUAUAAAAUUAUUAUAUUUUCAUUAUAACUUUAGAAUUCAGGAUGUGACUCAGGCUUAUAAAUAAACUGUAGACUUUAUUGAA